UUGUAACUCUGAAAGAACAGGUUUACUUUCCUGGUAGAUUUUAAAAAUUUUAAUGAAAGACAAUAAGAGACAAACAAUAAAUCAAAAGGUUAUAACAGCCAGUGCUUGGCAUUCUUUUGGAAACACCCCUUAAAUUCAUCAGCCCGUUGCAUAUUCAUAGACCCAUCAUACGUUUUCAAACUUUUCUGUAAACUGUUUUCCAUAUUCCAGGAAUUGUUUUACAUGACCACUCCUUGAGUCUGGCUUUUUAGAGCAUGUGUGUUUCUUGGCUGUGUUUUUAAUUUAUUUUUCUUACCAGUCUUAAUUUGGGCUGUAGUCUUCAAUUUCUACGAAUGGUGCUGGUAGCUGCUGUAUCAGUAGCAGGUGUCUUCACUGGGUGUUACCCAACCAAGCAGACAGUUCACUUACUACAAAGACAUUUUAUCAGCUUGUUACUCCUAAAGAAAAAAUAUAUCUCAAAAACCAUUUCAACAUCACACAUAUAGUAUCCAGCCUAAUAUUUGCGAAAAGCCAAUACCAUAAUACGUAUUUGUAGCAUAACUCAGUUUUCCUGCAGUGCUGCUGCUUGUGACAAUGAAGCUUUAUUCUGGCUGAUGUGAAAUGCAGUGCUGUAUCCCACCAGUACUGGUAUUUCAGCCAGCCUGGUACCUAAAGCCAUGUUGGAAGGAGUUUCUAGUGUGUUAAUCCAAAUAAAUGCUGGAAAAGCUGCUGUACUGAGUGUACCCAAAGCAGGGGUGCCAUCUUGUACUUUCCACAACUGUCAUCCUUGUGCCUUGGAUCUAUUCCCAAACAGGUAAAGAUGUGGGAGCUGUGGUGAAGCUGCCUGCAGCUAUGGUGUUGAUGUUUUGCUGUGAAGGGAUUUACAAAUGGAUUUGGAAUCACCUCCUGCCCGGAUACCAUGGACCAGUGCUGCUUGUGCCUGCUCUCCAGAUGGAGGAUCCCAUCCAGCUGAAAGAGGAGGGCAAUAAAUAUUUUCAGGCCAGUGACUAUGAGAAAGCCCUUCAAAGCUACACUCAAGCCAUAAAGCUCAACAAGGACAAGGCGCUGCAGGCGGUGCUGUACAGGAACAGGGCAGCCUGCUUCCUCAAAAAGGAGGAAUAUGCCAAGGCAGCCUCGGAUGCAUCUAGAGCUAUUGACAUCAAUGCCUCAGAUAUCAAAGCCUUGUACCGGCGCAGCCAAGCCCUGGAAAAACUGGGGAAGUUAGACCAAGCAUUCAAAGAUGCUCAGAAAUGUGCCACCCUUGAACCCCGCAACAAAAACUUCCAGGAGACCCUGAGGAGACUAGGGGCCAACAUCCAGGAGAAGCUGCGCAUUCAGUUCUCCACAGACUCGAGGGUGCAGAAGAUGUUUGAGAUCCUGCUGGAUGAGAACAGCGACAAAGAAAAGCGAGAGAAGGCUGCAAACAACCUCAUAGUCCUGGGGCGGGAAGAAGCAGGUGCUGAGAGGAUUUUCCAGAAUAAUGGGGUCAACUUGCUGCUGCAGCUGAUAGAAACCAAAAAUCCUGAGCUGAUCCUGGCAGCCGUGAGGACACUUUCAGGAAUGUGCACAGGACAUAAGGCUCGGGCCACUGCCAUUCUCCAUUACCUGGGCAUCGACAGCAUCUGCAUGUGGAUGUCGGUGGACAAUGAAGAAAUCUCCCUGGCUGUCUGCAACCUCCUGCAGACCAUCACUGACUGCCUGCUGGGCCAGGGGAAGGAGGAGCACCACGGCAAGGAGGAGGCUCUAGUGCUAGACACUAAGAAGGAUUUGAGGAUGAUCACGAUGCGUUUGCUGGAUAUGCUGGUCAGUAAGAAAGUGUCUGGGCAAGGGCGAGACCGAGCCCUCAACCUCCUCAACAAGAACAUACCAAGGAAGGACCUGAAAGACCAUGACAACAGCAGGAGCAUCUUUGUCAUCGACAAUGGCUUAAAAAAGAUACUGAAAGUGGUGGGCCAGAUUCCUGAGAUGCCUGACUGCCUGCCACUGACAGAGAACACCCAGCUGACUGCCUCUGUGCUCCUGAAUAAGCUCUACGAUGACCUGCGCUGCGACCCGGAGCGGGACAACUACCGGCUGAUCUGCGAGGAGUACAUCAAGAGCAAAAUCGACCCACAAAACAUGGAUAAGACACUCCAUGCUGUCCAGAUUGUGUCUGGAGUUCUGCAAGGGCCCUUUGACUUGGGCAACAAGCUGCUUGGCAUGAAGGGCGUGAUGGAGAUGAUGGUUGCCCUGUGUGGGUCUGAGAGGGAGAUUGACCAGCUGGUGGCUGUGGAAGCCCUCAUCCACGCCUCCACCAAGCUGAGCCGAGCCACCUUCAUCAUCACCAACGGGGUGACGCUCCUGAAGGAGAUCUACAAGAAAACCAAGAAUGAGAAGAUCAAAAUCCGAGCUCUGGUGGGUCUCUGCAAGCUGGGCUCAGCAGGAGGCACAGACUAUGGCCUGCGGCAGUUUGCUGAGGGCUCCACUGAGAAGUUGGCCAAGCAGUGCCGAAAGUGGUUGUGCAACACCAGCAUUGAUGCCCGCACCAGGAAAUGGGCUGUGGAAGGGCUCUCGUACCUCACCCUUGAUGCAGAUGUGAAAGAUGACUUUGUUGAGGAUGAGCCAGCCCUGAAAGCUAUGUUUGAUUUAGCCAAGGCAAGUGACAAGACAAUCUUGUAUUCCGUGGCUUCUGCAUUGGUGAACUGCACCAACAGCUAUGAUACCAAGGAGCUGGUCCCAGAGCUGGUGCAGCUGGCAAAAUUCUCCAAGCAGCACGUGCCUGAGGAACAUCCAAAGGACAAGAAGGACUUUGUGGUGAAGCGGGUGAAGCGGUUGCUGAAGGCCGGGGUUGUCUCUGCCUUGGCCUGCAUGGUGAAGGCUGACAGUGCCAUCCUGACUGACCAGAGCAAGGAGCUCAUUGCCAGGGUGUUUCUUGCCUUGUGUGAAGACCCCAAGGACCGUGGGACCAUUGUUGCUCAAGGUGGUGGGAAGGCCCUGAUACCUCUGGCUGUGGAAGGCACAGAUGUUGGCAAGAUAAAGGCUUCUCAUGCUCUGGCAAAAAUCGCUGCUAUCUCCAAUCCAGACAUUGCAUUCCCAGGAGAGAGGGUGUAUGAGGUGGUGAGGCCCCUGGUCAGCCUGCUGAACACAGAGAGAGAUGGCCUCCAGAACUAUGAGGCUCUGUUAGGUCUCACAAACUUUUCCGGAAGAAGUGAUAAACUUAGGUUGAAGAUAGUCAAAGAGAAGGCCCUGCCAGAUAUUGAAAACUACAUGUUUGAGAACCACGACCAACUUCGACAGGCAGCCACAGAGUGCAUGUGCAACCUGGUGGUGAACAAGGAGGUUCAAGAGAGGUUUGUGGCCGAUGGCAAUGACCGGCUGAAGUUGGUAGUGUUGCUGUGUGGUGAGGAUGAUGAGAAGGUUCAGGUGGCAGCAGCAGGAGCCCUGGCCAUGCUUACGGCAGCGCAAAAGAAACUCUGCUCGAAGAUGACUCAAGUGACCACCCAGUGGCUUGAAAUCCUGCAGAGGCUCUGCUUGCAUGACAACAUGGAGGUCCAGCACCGAGGACUGGUCAUUGCUUUCAACUUAAUCAGCGCUGACAAAGAGCUGGCAAAGAAGCUGGUGGAGUCAGAGCUCCUGGAGAUCCUCACCUACGUGGGGAAGCAGGAGGAUCACCCCAAGAAGCAGCACAUCAUUAAUGUGGCACGGGAUUGCCUCACCAAGUGCAUGGAUUAUGAGCUGAUCAAACCUCUCUCUCGGGCGUGAGGGAGCGAAAAGCACCAAAAAAAGGCUGAGUGUGGGGGGAAAAAAAUGGAGAAAUGUGGGAAAGUGAGAGCCAUGAGGAGAAUCUAGUGCCAUUGUCAAGGCACUGAAUAGUUUGGGGACAGCUUUGGAGGAUCAUAAGUGUUAUGAGGAAAAGGAAGGAAUUUGCCUGGGGUGUAAAUCCUUUCUCUGCCCCCAUUCAGCUGAUAAUGCUGAAAGCUUCAAGGCCCAGCUGUAAAAGAGCUGGUUGUGCUGGAGAUGUGUCUGGAGGCUGUUGGAAGGAAACUCAACAAAGCUGAAAUCAGUUCUGCAUCCACCUCCAGCUCCUGGUACUUCUGGAAUUGCCAGCAAUGGUGGAACAGAGAGGGUUAAGUGCCUUCUAUUCUGUAGUCAGAAAAUAGGAUUUUAGCUGUGUGCCUUUAUGUUCAUUUAUUGGAAGGUGUGUGCCAAAGUGUGAGGAUGGUGGAUGAACUCUUA
Messenger RNA from Ficedula albicollis (Collared flycatcher), 4194 nucleotides. RefSeq names its product unc-45 myosin chaperone B (gene UNC45B). Gene Ontology annotation, molecular function: Hsp90 protein binding. Bases 832 to 3720 code for a protein of 962 amino acids. The record is from RefSeq and is a predicted model, not a curated record. The transcript has 21 exons. Lineage: Eukaryota; Metazoa; Chordata; Aves; Passeriformes; Muscicapidae.